AUGAAUCAAGUUCUGGACUUUGACUUCGAUUACUCCGUCCCCGGAAUGGCGGAUGUCUUAAACUCGACUGCAAACUCUACUACAACCUCUACUGCAGCCCCCGACAAUCUAGAGAAGCUCCAGAAGCGGAACGAGGAGCUGCAGAAGGUUAACUCCGAGUUGCUUGGCCUGCUUAAGGAUGUCAAGAAUGAGAUAAACGAUCUGAAGGGUAAUGUCGAAUCCGCCCAUCAAGAGCUUCAGUCGGUACGCACGCAUAACGCCCGGCUACAAGGCGAGCUCUCCAGCCUAGGCAAGCGACGCCGUACAGCUGCCAAGACGAAAAGCAAGGAUUUGGAGCUUUCCCAGGCCAGGAUUGCGGAACUCGAGGAGGAGUUAGCACAAGCCAAGCUCCAGAGAUUCUCAGUACCGCUAUCAGACACGACCAACGCGUCCAGUCCAGAAGAUAUGUCCUUCGUCUUUACAGAGUCCAGCACGUCAAGCAACUCAAGACAGGGCAGCGUCGAAAGCUUCAAGCCCAGAAAGAGACGUAGCCCAGGAGCACAGCGCUGGGACGACUCCAUGGAUAUGCUCCAGUUUGGCACGGGGUCGGGCAAUCAACAAAACGCUAUGUUUCUCCAAGCACUCCAAGGAGAACAUAAUCAGCAAAGUGUCCCGAUGGCUUCAAUGGCCCAGUAUGGCGGAAUCGCGGAAGGACAUUCGAUGUCUGGCUAUCCGCACCCCUACAACCAUGGACAGAUGGAAGGACAGCAUAACCAGCUGCAUUGGGGGGCCGGGUAUCCUUCAAACGCUCAGCCUCGACAGGGACAUGGUAUGUCUUCAGGCCCGAAAUUCUCCGCGGCGUAUCAAGCCUCGCCCUGGAGUUUCUGA
This is a messenger RNA of Daldinia vernicosa, 867 nucleotides long. RefSeq lists its product as uncharacterized. NCBI's taxonomy places the organism in Eukaryota, Fungi, Ascomycota, Sordariomycetes, Xylariales, Hypoxylaceae. The transcript has a single exon. The coding region runs from base 1 to 867 and encodes 288 amino acids. The record is from RefSeq and is a predicted model, not a curated record.